Messenger RNA from Cuscuta campestris, 831 nucleotides. NCBI's taxonomy places the organism in Eukaryota, Viridiplantae, Streptophyta, Magnoliopsida, Solanales, Convolvulaceae. The record is from the annotation of a GenBank genome assembly.
GUCUAGAUAAACAAGGUAUAUACCCCGUAUAUGAUGAAUAAAGUAUCGAGUUUACACCAUGUUAUCACAUGUUAUCAGCACGAGUCUCUAUACCCCAAUUCUUUUGGCCGCUCCUCCCUUUCCUUCCGCCGGAGACCAAUCCUCCGCCAAAGCAUUUGGGAAUUUGCCGUUGUUUCAUCAAACCAAACGGCCUGCCCUUGAGAUCGAUCUAGAAGAAGGGGAAAAGCAUGGUAAUUUCCCGGAACCUUCUCGCCCUUGCAGCCGUACCAAUAAGAACUCGCCCCGAGAUCCAUUCAAUCCACUUUUCCUAAAAAUGCGCAAAUCGCUCCAAUUGCGGCCUCAAAUGGCCUCAUCCAUCAAACCGUAGCAGACCGCCGCGUCGGCGACGAUGACGUUCCUGUUGACAGCCCGUGGCCUUGCCGUCCGCGGGGGAAUCGUGGAUGCUCCGGCGGCGAACCGCGGCGGAAUUUGGGGCCUGCACAAGCUCACUAAGUUGUUGCUUAUUGUAAAUGUUCAGAACGGUCUAGGGCCGAUCAGAGUGGUGCUCUCGCCGGAAAACACCUUCGGUGAUUUAAUCAAGGAGGCAAUUGAGUGCUAAGGAGAAGCGGCGGCCGUUGUUGCUUAGCCCUAACCUUGCGUGCUAUGAGCUUCAUUAUUCUCAAUUUAAUCUCCAGAAAAAUAUUUGGGUAUCUGUCGAGGCGUUGAUGAUUUCUUAGCCGGUGAUGCAUAUCUGAAUUGAUAACUCAGGGCUCUGCUUUUAUAAUCCUCACAUGGUCCAGGUUAUGUUGAACAUCAUUAGCCACAAAAGAGCCUGCAGCUCUGGUUAAUAUG